This is a messenger RNA of Aspergillus pseudotamarii, 1431 nucleotides long. RefSeq names its product NAD(P)/FAD-dependent oxidoreductase. The coding region runs from base 1 to 1431 and encodes 476 amino acids. Gene Ontology annotation, molecular function: oxidoreductase activity. The record is from RefSeq and is a predicted model, not a curated record. The transcript is spliced from 3 exons. Gene Ontology annotation, cellular component: cytoplasm. NCBI's taxonomy places the organism in Eukaryota, Fungi, Ascomycota, Eurotiomycetes, Eurotiales, Aspergillaceae.
AUGUCAAUCAAUCAAUCAAUCGAAUUUCUAUUAACCAGAUCAUCUUCGUCUCGAGAUGGGUCCAGCAGAAGGUUACCUAACAGAGCCCCCUGCCUCAGUUUCUGGCAGCGAACGACCCGUGCAUUUCCCCUGCUAGAUGCGAAUCGAGACGCACCUGUUCCUUCUAGGUCCAAGUAUGUAGUUAUUGGCUCUGGGAUCUCCGGUGGCCUUACAGCGUUCGAACUUAUCGAGGCUGGUGUCAAAGGAGAGGAUAUCAUAAUACUCGAGGCGCGGGAAGCAGCCAGUGGUGCAAGCUCGCGAAAUGCAGGACACGUACGACCAGAUGCAUUCCGAGGAUUCAGUGCAUAUGCAAAGGUCCAUGGCGAGGAACAAGCUCUAAAGAUAAUUGCCAACGAGCGCCUCGUCCUCGAGAAGGUUGAUGAAUUUACCAAGAAAUACGGAGUCCAGUGCGAUUUCAACCUGACCACAACAUUCGACGUAUGCAUGACGCCCGAGUUUGCAACGUAUGAAGCCGAAAGCUUCAACGCGUACAAGAACGCAGGAGGCGAUGUCUCACACAUCAAGUUCUAUGAAGGCCAAGAGGCGCAAACAAGGACAAAAGUCAAAGGCGCCGUCGCAGCAUACGAGUGGCCAGCUGGAUCCAGUCAUCCAGCGAAGCUCGCACAGUUUCUCCUCCAGGCGGUUGUAUCUCGCGGGGGGAAGUUGUUCACGUUUUGUCCAGCUACUGAACUAAAGCGCAACGAGUCGGAGUCGGAGCUCUGGGAUGUGCAUACUCCGCGAGGAGCCGUGACAGCGGAACGGGUGGUCCACUGUACGAACGCUCAUGCAGCACUUUUGCUGCCACAUCUGGAGCCCUAUAUCCAGCCGAACCGCGCUCAGGCGCAUAGCUUGAUCCCAACGCCCUCAUUUGCAGCAGAGAAUGCCCUUCUGAAAACCUUUUCGCUGCGUUAUAGUCUACAUCAUUUCUACUCUUUAAUUCAAAGGCAGAAUGAUGGUACACUCGUCCUGGGUGUAUCGCGAUCGAACCCUACCCUCAGCGUGGAAACACGGGCUAGCGUCUAUAGUACAGACGAUACGAGCUACAACGAGGAGAUAGUCCAAGAUGCUCUCCAAAGCUUUAACAAGAUAUUUCCCGAGUUUGAUAGCGCGAGUGCCGUGCAUGGGGAGGGUCUGGAUCAUGCUUGGACUGGAAUAAUCGCCAUGACGACCGACUCCGUGCCGUUCGUUGGGGCAAUUGAAUCUCUGCCAGGACAAUAUAUAUGUGCUGGGUUUAAUGGGCAUGGAAUGGCACGUAUAUUUACUUGUGCACCGGGUGUUACCAAAAUCAUGCUUGGAAAGGAGUGGGAUGAUACCGGUUUGCCUGAAUGUUUUAGAUUUAGUGAGGAGAGACUCUCCAGACUGUCCACAAAGACUGUGCAGUCUGUGUGGUGA